AUGCUCCACAACAACAUCAACACCGGUCCUGGUGUUGUUCUCUCAUCGAGGAAGAUAAUAAAAUCUCGACAAUUCCUGGAGAGGAAGCAGCCGGCCCCCAGUUCUACAGAUGGCCGAAGGAAGAAAUCUACCGCCAAGACACCGGCUCCGGUAAAAGACAAGUCCGGAAGCAAGAAGGGUAAGAAACCGAUAGUAUUCACGGAACCGCCCUCGCAAACAAGAGAUGAGGAAGACUGGGCCUCAACGUCUGACCGAACCGGCACGCAGAACACGGAUGAAAAUCCGUCUGAUAAAGAAGAAGGACCGAAUGACGAAGAACAAUCGGCUACAAGUCUUGACAAUGCCGGUACGGCCGCAAGCCCUAAAAACAUUGAUGCCGGUGCAGACGGCCGUGAGGAGGAAGAGACUCCCGUUGACAACGACCGAAAGAUAGCCGCGAACAUUGUACGACAAAUCAUGGAGGAAAUCGAGCUGCGAGCUCAAGCGGCCGCCGCAGUAUACCGGGAAUGGUUCGAGUACCGAUCUGACAAAUUCUUCAAGCACAUGCUAUCGGGCCUAACCGAUGGACAAAGUUUCAGAAGGCUGAAGGAGAUGGAGGAAGACGUUAUCAGACUCACAAACGCCGAGAAUCCUAACAAAGCCAUGGAUCGACAUGCAAUAGUGAAACCGCAUGCUCGGCUACAAAAGUUAACCGUGCACAUACGAAAGCUUACAGAAAGGUAUGUUGCGGGAACACCGAAGGCUAAGUUACAACUCCUGGUGGUGGAUAUGCUUGAGGUCAAGAAAGGAGAACUCACUAACGAGAUAGAAGAGAUUGAAGCGGUGCGCAGACAGCGAGGUACCACGCACUCACCGCGUCCUGAGACCGAUGACGGUCAGAAUCGAGGUGAAACGCCUCCCCUAGAGGAUCCGGUCAUAAACGAAACCGACGAAAGAACGGAGACUCCUUUCACCGGGCCACUUGAAACUGAUCAACCUGGGGAUUCCGAACCGGGCGUCACAGAAGAAAGGGUCAAGUCCCUUAUUCAAGAGUUUGCCGACUCUAAGGUUCGACCAUGGAAGAGGAAAAUCAAGAAAUUCGCGCGCCAAACAAUCUUGUUAGCCGAAAAAACGAGGGAUGAUCUUGUGAAGGCAGAGGACCGGAUCACGGAAAUAGAAGUUAACUACCGUGACGACACGGUUCUGCGCAACGAUUAUCUUAAGCGAACCGAAGACUUGGAAGAAAAGACCUCCAAGAUGGUGGAUGACAUGGAACGGUUUCAAAGGGAAACCGAGCAACAGUUCACAAAGGUCGAUGAGGACCUAGGGCGGUCAAGCAAUGAAGUCGGCUCGACACUUGACAGGGUGAAUGAGCUGAUCAAUGCCAAGUUGGCUGCCGAUACAGCGGUUGAGGAGGCAAACGCUCGAGCGGCGAAGGACAUUCAGGAUGCGCUGGACGAAGAAACGCGGAAAUCAAAGGAACCACCGCGAUUGACUGAAGAAGAAUUAGCCGAACGCACACAAAAUAUAGCGGCUAAAAAUCCGGCACUUGCGAAGUCAAUGGCAGCUCAAGCAGCCGAAGAUGCAGAACGGUUAAAUACUGAAAAACGAAGGCUCGCCGAAUUUGCAAGGGCUCACAAGAAGACCAAGGCGGUUUCUUCCUCUUCGGUUCCGGAAAAACGGAAAAGGAAAACAUCAUCAAGGAAGGUUCAAGUAACCGAGAUGCUGGAGAGGAUCACCGAGACGAAUAUAGAAACUCCACCGCACCCGGAUCCGCUAACCGAGGAUGAAGACGAGGAGAAUCUCGAGCCGCGAUCUUCAAGACAGCGAGUUCUCAAUGCGGUUCAAAUCAGCCCGGUCGGUCAACCGCAAGCAGGAGGUUCUUCUUCAACACCGGCUCAACCGGUUGAGAACCAACCAACCGAUGAUAUGAUGAAAGACUUCCGGCUAUCCGAUUCAGAAUAG
Impatiens glandulifera is the source of this 1944-nucleotide messenger RNA. RefSeq lists its product as uncharacterized. The record is from RefSeq and is a predicted model, not a curated record. The coding region runs from base 1 to 1944 and encodes 647 amino acids. Lineage: Eukaryota; Viridiplantae; Streptophyta; Magnoliopsida; Ericales; Balsaminaceae. The transcript has 2 exons.